Thamnophis sirtalis is the source of this 6744-nucleotide messenger RNA. It is a transcript of the gene PURG, whose product is annotated as purine rich element binding protein G. Gene Ontology annotation, molecular function: RNA polymerase II transcription regulatory region sequence-specific DNA binding; DNA-binding transcription factor activity, RNA polymerase II-specific; purine-rich negative regulatory element binding. The record is from RefSeq and is a predicted model, not a curated record. Lineage: Eukaryota; Metazoa; Chordata; Lepidosauria; Squamata; Natricidae. Gene Ontology annotation, cellular component: nucleus. Gene Ontology annotation, biological process: regulation of transcription by RNA polymerase II.
CGUUGGCUGGCGCGCGCCGGAGAUGAACCAGCUCCCCGGAGGAGGGCGAAGAAUCGAGCGGCAGUAGGACCCGCCCGAUCGCGGAGCGCUCAUCCCUCUCUCGGAGGCGGCCGCGCGGGGAAGGCGAGCGCUGCAGGAGCCAGGGCGGAUAGCGGCCGCGGCUGGUUGAGAAGCAAGUCGGCGAGAGGCAGUGGAAGGGAUGGAUUGAUGGUUAAAGAUGGAGAGAGGCAGAGGAGGAGGAGGAGGAAGGAGUGUGGGGGGCUCUGGCCUACACAGGAGCAUUUACUCCCAGUCCCAGCAGCAGUAUCAUUAUCCUGCCUCCUCUUCUCAGGCGGGCUGCAUGGAAAUCCAGGAGCUGGCGUCCAAAAGAGUGGACAUCCAAAAAAAGAGAUUUUAUCUGGACGUGAAGCAAAGUUCCCGAGGCCGUUUUCUGAAGAUAGCCGAAGUCUGGAUAGGAAGAGGCAGGCAGGACAAUAUCAGAAAAAGCAAGCUGACUCUAUCUUUAUCAGUAGCUUCUGAAUUGAAAGAUUGCCUGGGUGAUUUCAUAGAACACUAUGCCCAUUUGGGCUUGAAAAGCAGCCAGAGUCACCGGAAUGACCAUGCUAAUGGCAAAGAACAAGAUUCAAGAAGACGGCAACACCAUCAACUACCCUCGCCUCCAGCUUCAGUGGGAUCUGAGGAACAUCUUCACAGCGUCUUAAAAACUGAAUAUAUUGAAAGAGAUAAUAGGAAAUAUUACCUAGACCUAAAGGAGAAUCAACGUGGACGUUUCUUAAGGAUUAGACAAACCUUGAUUAGAGGACCUGGCAUGAUAGGAUAUUUUGGUCACAGUUUGGGGCAGGAACAGACUAUUGUCCUUCCAGCACAGGGAAUGAUUGAAUUCAGGGAUGCUUUGGUCCAACUUAUUGAAGAAUAUGGGGAAGGAGACAUAGAAGAAAGGAGGAGUGGAGGGGAUGAUCCUCCUGAACUCCCAGAGGGGACUUCCUUCAGGGUAGACAACAAGAGGUUUUACUUUGAUGUGGGAUCUAACAGGUAUGGUAUUUUUUUGAAGGUAAGUGAAGUGAGGCCUCCAUACCGUAACACCAUAACUGUCCCAUACAAAGCAUGGACAAGAUUUGGAGAAAACUUUAUCAAGUAUGAAGAGGAAAUGAGGAGAAUUUACAACGGCCAUAAAGAGAAAAGAAUGGAUAUCAGAGGAGACAGUGGAGAAGAACAAGAAGGUCUUGAUUAGAAUGUUUUUCAAUGGGCCAAGAAUCAAAGCAGAGAAAUGCCAGGAGGUACUGAUAUGUAAUGGCUGGAAGAAGUUGCCUUUCUUUUUGUAGGUUCUUCCCUGUUAUUAGAUAAUUCCAAUAUAUGGGUCUGGUUUUCAUGUUAAAUUACACCCAGCAACUUCUCUGGUUUCUUAUAGGAACAAUUAAUUACCCUGUGAUUCUAAUUCUUAACCUCACAAGUUUAUCAAAUAUGUAUAAUACCACUAACUCUGUUGUAAUCUUUAAAGAAUAUAUAUAAGAUUUGUGUUGCAGUAUAACAUGAUGCAAAUAAGCCAGAUGGAAUUGAUGUGUUGUAAUAGUAACCAAGAGCAUUUAUGACCAAAACUGACCUUUAAAUUUUAAAUGAUUGUAUUGGGAAAGGUAUAUUUAACUAAGUAAAUCUGCUCGUUACAUUAUGAUAAAAUAUUUUAAAGGGAGGAAGAAUUGGCCAGUGAUUAAUUUCAUCAUUGAUUAGGUAUGGGUACCUAAUCAUAGGAUAACCCAGUAAUUUAAGUGACCCUCUCCAAAAGAUAUAUCUAUGUUUAAUGUUGAUCAUGUCAUCCCUUCUGUAUGGACUGUUGACAUCUUGUGAGGAGAGCUUAUUUGAAUAGUACAAAUCUCAAAACUAUUUUUAUAUUUGUCCCCACAAGUGGUUCUAGGAAGUUGCUGUGAUGUGGGAAUUUGGUAGAUGAAUAAUGGUUGGAAUUAAAAUUCUAAACAGGAAGGUUAAAUGUCUACAGUGUGGAAAAACAUUAGAAUAAUUUCUGAUUUAUCUUCAAAAAAUGCUUUGAAAGAUUUUGGUGCAUCAGUUAGUUGGUAUCCUGCAGAUCAGAUUUCACAUUGGUGCAAUUGAAAUAUUCAGUAAUAGCUAUUGAUCUUAUUUUGAAAUCUUAGCUCUUAAAUAUUUAUUUCAAAUUAUAAUCUGUAUUUUAAUUUUGCUAAAUAUUAACCCAGGUUUAAAAAUAUCAAGAAAAUGACUGGAGAAGCCUGUGUUAGGUAGCUAAUAGAUGAUUUAUCAUGAAACAGAAAUGAAAUAUACAUUUGUUUGUUUGGCAUCAUUUCAGACUUCAAUUAUCUAUAUUUAAAUGGGAAUAUAAUGAACUGAAUACAGUGAAACUAAAUACAAUAUUGCAUCAAUAUGGCAAGGGUUGUGCUGUAAAUCCCAUUUUAAAUUGGAGUUCAGAGUGCCAAAGCUUUUGCUUUUGACCUUGAUACUGUGUAAGCUAUUUCUAUGUUGAAACCUAGUACUCUUUCUUUAAAAGAACUAGAUUGGUUGGUUCAGUCUCUAUUCAUUUCUUUUUCAUAUCCAGGCGCUCUAUUAGCCAAGGAACAUUAUUUUCUAGUUUCAGUUGUCUUCUUCUUGAUAUUUCCAUUUCAGCACCAUUUUAAAACUAUGCUGUGACCUACUUUCUCAAGGAUUGUUAGUAAAAGUGGAGAUCAUAGCCUUGAAUUUAAUUUGGUGUGAAAAGUUGGCCAAAUGCUUUUAUUUAGAAAAAAAAAGAAAAAAGAUUGCACCAAAAUCAUCAAAGGAACUUUAGAAAUGUGUGCUCUAGUUAUGACAAAGGAAAAGAAAAUUAAUUUCACUGUUUUAGGUGAUUUACCCAAUAUUUGGAAAUUUGACCUAAUGAGUAUUUGGCUUUCAGAAAUAACUAAUAAUGUUAAUUGCAAACUCAAAUCUAGUUUUAAUUUUUCAAUUACUUAAUGGUCUAUGGGCCAGAGCAAGUCAUGAAAGAUUCUAAGUAAAUACUGGCAUGAAAGUAUAUGUUCUAAGGUGGAAAAUUAGAAGUAUAAUGUGCUAUUGUUGAUUUGAUAGCAGACUUGUAGUAAAUUGUCUAAGUCUAAAUUAUCAUUCUGCUGAAUUACUGAUGCACAUCCCAAUGCCUGUAGUAAUAGUAAUGUCCAGUUAUAGAACAUGGAAUCCAUGAAUGUAUGAAUUCCCGAUGCUCACAUUUUCCCAUCUCUUGCCUUUCUAUUUUUCCUAUUUCAUCAUAUAUAACAGGUUUUGUUUAAAAAAAACUCACCAAUUGAUACAUUUUAUGGAAACUUUACCUUAUCAAAUUUAAAAGAAACAAACAUAUUAAUGUUCUAUUUUUGGUGUUUGAAGAAUGAAUUUCUUCUACAGCUUUUGUUUAACAAAUAGAUAAAAUGUUAUCUAUCACUACAGUAAAAAUGUACAUUAGUUAAUAUACUGGCCUGUACAGGUUUGCACUACUUUAUCUUGUUUUUGUAUUGAGCCAGGUAGUCAGCAGUCCCUGUUUAUAUGGUUGUGUUCCCCCAUCCCAAAUUUGUGUAUUCCGGUGCCACUAAAUAAGGUUCUGUUUUCCUCUGUAUAUAGGCACACAUUGCCAUGUUUUUCAAAUCAACUAAUGACUUAAACACAGAUGUGAGCAUCUGAGAGGGAUUACACAUGAGCCUAUAUAUAUAUAUUCAUCUUAUUAUUGGACAUAACUGGAUGUGUUUAUAUCUUUAAACCCAAGGAUUAUAUGAUCCAAUUUAUAUUGGUAAUAGUUGAAAUGGUCAAUUGGGAAAAAGUUUCUCUUUACAUCUGACAGUACAUGCACUUCUUUGGAAAGUGGCAAUAACAUGUUAAAAGCUUGCAGAAGGAUCUGUUAUGAUGUAAAGAAAUAUUCUUUGCAUCCCAAAAAUGCCAUAUCCCUUAAACUUGAGGAAAAAAAACUCUAGCUUAUUUGCACUAAAAAAGCGUGGCCAAAAACAAUUCUAGGAGGGCAGGGUGGACAUAAUCAAUUUGUACCUCUUGAAUUAUUUUAUGUUAAAGCCCUGACCUCUCUUUUAAAACUGUAUGGUCCAGACAGAAAGUCUGUCAGUUUUGUGAUUUCGUAAUGAUGCACUUUAUAUUUUAAAAAUAAUAGAAGCACAUUUCUGAUACUGGUCUGGUACAGUGUGUUUCAGUAUAGUAUAAAAUGGUCUUCUGCAUGCAUGUCUGUCAGUGAUUUGUUACAAGGACUAGAUCAAAUUACAUGGGCAUGAUCAAGAAGAAUAGGCACUACACUACAACGAAUUAUGAGACAUCAAGGGCAUGUAUUUUUUUAGAAUUGUUGAGUCCUGCUCUCUCUAGAUUUACAUAAUCAACAUUCCUGAAACUCAAAUACUUUAACGUAUUUUUAAAGAUUCCUGCAGCCUAUGUAGUUAUUUGUUAAAUAACUCUGUCUUAUCUUUUAAACUGUUGCUGCAUAAUUCCUCUCUGACUAAAAGAAUUAUUUUAGAGAUCUAGAUUUUUGUGGCAGCUAGGUAAGUUAGUAGGAGGCAAUGUGUAUGACAGUACUUCAAUAAUGUAGCCUUUCCCCCAAACUUAAAACAUAACAUAAUAUAAAGGCUAUUAUGACAGACUACCGGUUAUUAUAAGAAAAUUUCCAUAGCAUAAAUCAGAAAAUGAAAAAUUUGCAGAAGGAUUAUUUAGAUUAUUUAUGAACUAUUUAGGUUCAUAUAUAUGGGAAGCAAAUAUAUCAGUGAUUCAUAGGUACUAUUAGUAGUGUACACAAUAGUGGCUAGUGUUAACAUAGCUUUUUCUUCAUGUGUUCUUUUAAAAUAUCAUUCCAUUAUUUUCUUUUAUGCAAUAAUAAUUUCACCUUUAGCAUCAGGUAAAUAGGAAGUGCUAUUAAUUCCUUUCCCUGAUAAACAAGGAAGAAAUUAUUAUAUCAUGUUAACAGAAGACAACCUAUGUCCCUUGACUUCCUUUUUUGCCGUUGUUGAAGUCUGCUCUGACAAAGAUUGUAGAAGAUAGAAAAUAACAUAAUUUCUUAACUUUUUCCUCGAAGAAAUUUUUGAAAACUGCAAUCUAAGCCCUAUGUUAUUUCACUUAUAAAAGUGAAAAGUAUUUAGAAGUAUAUGCCUUCUAAAUAUGUAGAUUUGCAAUUCAUACGUUAAUUAUUCUUAGGAUAAUUCUCCUAUAUAAUUUUAACCUCAACUUAUCUGCAAAACAUGUCCAUGAGAGGGCUGAGAAGGCUUAGUAAACAGACCAGUUUGAACAAUCUUUGUCCAGAUACUUGCUCAGUUCCAAAAAUGAGAAAGAAACUAUAUACAAGAUACAAAGCAUGCUUAUAGUUGUUUUAGUCAUAACAUCCCUUUUUCCAAUAAUUAAAAUCACUGCUAGCUGGUCCUCCAUAUACCUAUUCAUGCAUGUUUUUCUAGAUGUAUCAGUACCCAACAUUGAUCUGUAUGUGUCAUUAUACCUGCCUUCAUCUAGCAAAAGACAGUGUGAACUUGGUCAGAAGCUUUAAUACCUGUUUGUAGAAAUGUUGACUGUAUUAUAAAUGUUAUAAAUGUUAUUUGUGUGUAUGUGUGUGUAUAUAUAUAUAUGUGUGUGUGUGUAUAUGUAUAUAUACAUACAUACACACCCAAGAAGUUUCCACGAAGUUCAUAUCCUUUAGUUUCAAAAAGGCAUGUUUGAAACAGCUGCUAUUAAAUAAAACUAUGAGAUUUAGUUCGCUGAGCUAUGUGAUCUGUUGUUUGAAACUUUGGUGUGUUUUUAAAAUACGACAGGAUUUUGGUACAAAACAUGGAGUCCAUAGUCUCAGUGGAACUGAAAAAUACAAUAGCAAGAAAAAAUAAAAGUGGUCUUAAAAUAGAAAGAGCAAUAUGAAGAUUGAAUAUUUGACAUUGUACGAAGCAUUUGAAGGCUUCACCAAGUGCACUGUCAAAGUAUCUCCACAAAGUAUUGAAGCAGCUCUUACUGCUUAAAAGACAAAGCAAAAUGGCUGUGUCUGCAUAUGGGAACGUCUUUGAAACAGUCCUGCUGAACUUUCAGCUGCCUUCAGUUUCUAAAACAUCAGUUUAUUUUGCAUAUAAUGAUGGAUAAAACAAUUUAUUUAAUGCUUUAAUUGCAGAAUUAAAUUAUACUGAAAUUUAUUUGAAAUAAAUAUAAUCUCCAAAAAUAAAAUAAAAUACCCCUCUUUAAAUAUCCAUUUGGAAUGGGAAUUGUACAUGAUUAUGACAGUGUGUCCUUGGUAGUACAAUUGUAUUUUCUCACACAAAAAAAUAAUUAGCGUAGUUCAGGGCUAUUAAUUAACUUCAUUAUAAACCAUAAAUUUGGAUAAAUGAAUAUAAUUCUGUAUUGUUCCAUCAUACUUUUAUGACUGGUUAUGUACAUAGGAUGUAACAUUUAAAUGUUUUUCAUAUUUUCUGCUGAUAAGUAGAAUUACAUUAGCAACAUCGCUGAAACUUAAAUGCUUCGUAUUUUUAAAGAUUCCUGCAGCCUGUAUAGUUUUUGGUUAAAUAUCUCUGUCAUAUCUUUUGCAAUGUCGCUGUAGAAUCCCUUUACUAAAAAUAUUAUUUUGGGGAUCUAGAUGUUUGUGGCAGCUAGGCAAGUUGGUAGGAAGCAAUGUGUAUGACUAUACUGUAAAUAAUGUACCCUUCCACACCCCAAAACAUAACUUUAAAAGCUAUUAUAGUUCUAUUGAAACUAUUAAAUGAAAUUGUUUUUUUCCAUCUCAUAAUUUGCACCAUCAUCUCUAUUUUAUAAAUGCAUUCAAAAUUA